CGCCAUUUUGUAUUGUGUUGGCAGUGUUUCCGCUGAUUGACAACAAAUGACAGGCGUUGCGUUUUCCCUGUUUGGAAUAUACAUCUCUCGUAUCUUCACCACCAUCAACGCAAAGUCCUGCAAUUUCCGUGAAACCGGAUAUUUAUGAUUUGUUGGUUCACUGAUCAUGUCCGGCGUUGACAAGGAGAAUGAAGAUGUAACAGAAAACCCACACCCUGAAGAUGAAGCAGAAGUUUACCUUCCAGAGGGAGCUGAAGGUGAAGAUGGUGCAGAAGGACAGGACAGGAAUGAGGCUGAGAGUGAGGAUAGCAUAGAGGAGGGUACAGAGGCUGAGCUGGAGGCAGAGGAUGAGGCAGGAGCUCAUCAGGUUGUUGCCGAGUCAGUGGCUGACAAUCAAGAUGAGAAGAGCCAAACUGAAACAGGGGAGGAAGCAGAUUCUGACUCUGAAACAGAGGAUUUUGUUAUGCCAACAGCUGAAGGGGCAUCCCUUGUAGAAGGACAGCAAAAUAGGAACUAUGAAGAAAGGGGAGAUAAUCGUAAUGAAGGAGUAGACCCAAGCUAUUCUACUGGGGGAGAUGAUAAUGUGGAAUCUAUAGCAAACAAUGAACAAUCCCCAUUGGCAUGUGAUUUAGCUGAGGCGGAUGUUGGUGUGAUAAAGGUUAAAGGUAACCUUGGAGACAGAGAAAUGGAAACAGAAUCGGACAGACAUCUGGUUGAAAAUGAUUUGUCCUGCAGAACAAGGGGAGAUAAUUAUGCAGAGGAAAAUAUCCCUAUGGUUGAAUCAGCUAGAGAUUUGGUUGAGGCAGAUUCUGAUGUGGUAAGUGAGUCUGUCGAAGCAGAUUCCGAUAUGGUCAGUGGAAAUCAGGCCAUAACUGACCAGGACUUGCCAGAGAGCAGUCUAGAGAGGUCAAGUCUCCCAGCAGGGGCAUGCAAGGAAGCAAAUAAUGAAGAGGUAGAGGAAGCGGUCAGUGUACAGGGAGAUGUGACUAAAGGUGCCAGUAAUGUUCUUUUGGAGGAUGAAUUGGGUAGUGUCCAUGACAAACAAUUACUCAAUGUUAAAAAGAAGCUUGAGCGUGGUGAAAGCGGAGAGUCUUGGGAGCCAGAAUGUGAUCAAGACUCCGAUGAAGUGCGCGGGUCUACAGAACCAUCUGAUUCUCAUAGUCAGCCAAAUGAUUGUGAAAGUGUGAGCCAAGGAACUAGUAAUAUAAAUCAGGGACCAUCAAAUAAUUGUGUGAUAUCUAAAUCUCUUGUGACUGUGGAUAGUAUAGAAUCGGAUGGGACUGUAGAAACUUCAAAUCACCAAUCUGUGUCUGUGUGUCCACAAAAUCAAUAUUCUAGUCAAAAUGAAAUCGGGUCAACAAGUUUCAACAGCACUGUGUCAAACUUUUCUGAGACUCCUGGCAAUGGAGACUGUACAGCUAGUCAGGGAUUAGAAAAUGGUAGUACCCAAUGCUCUACAAAUAGGGGAAGUAACUCUGUGUCUGAAGGUACUGUAGAUACAGACACCGAUAAUUCCAUAUGUAUUAUAGCUGACAUCAAUGAAAAACAUUCCGGUAAGGAUUCUCAGGCCUUGAACAGUGAUAAAGACUCAAAUACAGACUCAGCUUGUAGAAUUGUUGACAAACAUGAGGAGGAUGACUCGAACAAUAAAGUCAAGGGAGAUAAUUCAAAUACAUGUGGUAAGGAUGCUAAUUCGAACCUUAGUCCAAAUAAAAACAAACAGUUUAAUAAAGCGCCACAACAAAACUGUGAUAUAGUUCAACCACAUUUGCAUGGCCAGCUAGGUUCAGUAGAUGAUGAUCUUUUAGAUGAGCUGGAAUCAGAAUUGACCAAUCAGAAUCCAGAAGGGUCGACCGUUAGAGACCCAGAUUUGACAUUAACUGUAGACAGUGAAAGUGGAGAUGCCACCCCAACGGGUCGAAGAAGUCCGGUGCCUCCUAACGGUUUUGUCCAUAUGGACGUCCACUCGAAGCUGGUACAGAAGUUACAGGCCUUACAGCUAGAAAUAAAGCGAUCGAAAGCAGACCUACAGAAAGAACAACAGGAAAGCUACAGAUGGAAGAGCCAUGCGGAGGAUUGCGAGGACCAGAUGGGAACAGCUAUAAAAGAGAGGGACUCCUACCUCCGUGAACUCAAAACUGCUAAGGAACACAAUGCUGAUGAACUUUAUAUCCCUCAGAUCAAAGAGCUGGAGUUUACAAUAGCACAACAGCAGAACGAUGUACGUGGUCUGAGAGACAAACUUGCUAGUCACGAUGCAGCAGCCAAGAAGUGUAUAGCUGGUCUUCAGACGGAGAUGAAGCACCGAGUGGACCAGGUGACUAAGAUGUAUGAAGAGGCAAACAGAGACAAGGCCGACAUGGUAGUUAAGUAUGCCCAGGCGGAGAAAAACUUCAUGGGGGCCCACAAGGCCGUAGAGAGACUAGAGGUCAAGGUCAGAGAGAUUACGCGGGAGAGGGAUGGUCUCAACAACAAAGUCAAAGAAGCGAAAACGGAGAGAAAACGUCUGCAGACCGAGAUUGAUGGCAAAACAUCCGAGGUGCACAGUAUGACAAAGGAGUUGGAGAAAGAGAAAGAAAUGUUGGUGUCAGCAGACGUCCGGAUUAAGUGGGCCCAGAAUAAACUGAAGGCAGAGCUUGAAGCCCACAAGGACACCAAGGUUGUGCUGGACAAAACUCACCAGAAACUAAAGGAAGCCAAGGAGGAAACUGAACAAAUCCGCCGAAACUGUCAGGAGAUUGUCAAAACAUAUCAGGAAUCUGAGGAGAUCAAGUCCAAUAAUCUGGACAACAAACUGAAGAUUAAGGAGAGUGAGUUAUUACACCAACAGCAGCAGAAAUCAAGCCAAGAGGAGGCAUACCAAGCCGCAUGCCAGGAGAUCGAACAGUUGAAGCGGAAACAGUCUGAGCUUAUAGCAGAGCUUGGGACAUUCCACGACAAAAGUACCCGUAUGGAGACUGAGCUCCAUCAGAACGAGGAUACUAUGAACAAGUACACAGCCAUGCUACAGAGACAGAAGAAGGAAAACAAAGAACUGCAAACACGGAUAGAACAGCUGGUACCACUACAGAGUGACUUAAAGAGGGCCCAGACCACAAUAAAGUCCUUAGAUGCUGAGAUUGCUGAACUGAAAAUCAGUAACAAAGAUCUGAAGAUUGAAAGUGAGGCUUGCUACAAACGGGAGACGGAGAAACUUGAACUUACUGAGAAACUUAGUGCCAAAAAUGCUGAAUUACAAUCGGAGAACACUCUACUUCAGAAUAAGUGUCUUAAUCUGUCAAGUGAAGUACAAAGUCUGAGAGUGGAAGUUCAGUCUCUCGAGUCAAAGGUCAAGGAAUUGACAACUGACCUGGAGGAAGAGCGACGCCUUAGGCAAGUGGAGGUAACUCAUCUUACAACAAGCCUCGCAGAAAAGACAAAAGCUGCCGAUGAAAUGUCGCAGAGGAUUGAAGAUGAAAAAGACGAAAUCAAAACUUUAAAGAGGAAACAUACUAAUAAUGUGAAGGACCUGACUCGGCAGCUUCAACAGGCUAAGAAGCGGUUGGAGGCAGUAGAGAUGAAUGGAGAACGAGAUACAACCAGUAUGGGGUCACGGACUAGUUCUAAUGGCUCCCUCAACACCAUGGCAGACACCCAGAACGGGGCCAUGACACCUAAUAUACAGGGAGUCCCAGCUGUGCGACACUACAGCCCUCAGGAACAGGAAUAUCCAGUAAUUACUGAGCAGGUGGAGCCAGACCGACAACUCCUUAUUGAAAGAAUCGUCAAAUUACAGCGAUCUCAUGCUCGUAAAAAUGAAAAGAUAGAGUUCAUGGACGAUCACAUCUCGCAGCUUAUUGACGAAAUACACAGGAAGAAUAAGAUAAUUCAGAGUUAUGCCCUACGAGAGGAAUCGGGGACAUUGACGCCGGAAGCUGUGGAUGUUCACAAGAUCGACAGCAGACGCCAGUCAAUCCAGGCAAAGAUAUCAAAGAAACACAGCAUCAUGGGAUCCCUGUACAGCUCGCACCAAAACGACGGGACCAUGACACUGGACCUGUCACUCGAGAUCAACAAAAAACUGCAGGCUGUCUUAGAAGACACCUUACUGAAGAACAUUACGCUUAAGGAAAGCCUUGAUACACUUGGAGAAGAAAUUUCCAGACUCUCACAGGAAAAUAGACAAUUGCAACUCUCAACACAGUCAAGGAAAAAACCAGCCCGGUGACGGAUCGACAGAGGUUGUGUGAGUUGUGAUCUGUUUACCUUGAGAUCAAGUUGAAGGGUCAAGGUCACCAUCGUAUGUCCUUCACUGACGCAGGCCUUCUGUGCUAUAUGUAGUUUCAACUACAGAAAUGGUUGUGCUAUCAUUGUUUGACCAUAACUGUGAACAACAAAGAGGAAAGGAACGUUUCUCUGCUUUGUAUGGACUUGCCCAACUGACUUUAUGGCAAGAGUGGCUCUGUAUCCUCCGGCUACUUAGGAAAUGUCAGCUCAAGGUCAAAUGUGAUGAUCGUUCGGAACUGAACGUAGGUCAGUGUCGACCAGUCAUGGUCAAAAGACUGCCAACUGCUGGUCAAUUUGGGUAAAAUGCUGGACAGCAAUAAAAUUAACAUGACAAGCAGAAGUCUAACUGAUGUACGACUGUGCACAAUUCAGGGCAAGAAAAAACCCAGGUCUGAUGGAUUUAGACCAGUAGAUUUGGUCGGAGGGGGGGGGGUGUGUGUUGUUAAGUAAGUAUUAGUGACUACUUGCCCGAUAGACAGGUGUAAAUUUGCUUGUAAUUUGACCUUUUCCUUUGAAUACAUUAACUUUGACACGCUUGCCCAAUGUACCAGAGAUGUUGAAAUUUUGUUUCUUGUUCUGCAUAUGUAGCGGAUGUAAGCACUGUGAUUGGUUGUUGACAGAAUCCAUGUUUAAAGUUGAACUUUAACCUCUGUAAUAGAAACAGUAGUUAUGUAUGUUUGUCAGUAAACAUAUAAUGUAUAUUAUUAUAUUGUAAUUAUUGACAUAAAAUAUUCAAUGGUUGAUGAUCAACAAUACUUAAGUCAGACUUAUAAGAUGGUCAGUAGAUAUUUUGUGAUAGACUAUCAGGAUGCUCAUCUUGCAGCUGAAUGGCUGUAAGGCCAUAAUAGCGCACGUAAAACCUGUUGAAUAAAUAAAAAUAUCAGGAUGGUCAUCAGAUUUUAUAAACAUUAUGAAGUGUUACAUGGUCAAUAUAACACAGGACAGUCUGUUCAGACUCUGAACUGACCGCUGUCUCAACGCUAUUGGUGUCUUAACUAAACAAGAGGAUUUGUAAAAAUGUUAUGAAAAUCUGACCAGGUGUUCCAAAAGCAUAAGUGUCUCCUACUCCGUUGAUGACACAUCCAUGUUUAUAUCAAGGUCAAGUUCAGACAAUUUAAUGAGUUGGUUCAAGCAAAGACAAAAAGAAAAAACAAAAAUUUGACUAUAGUCUAGCUGUGAUAGAGGUGUCUUGUUGAGGCAGUACACUGUGUUGAUGAAUGUUCUGUAUAUCAUCAGGAAAAGUCACCCAUGUUAUAUAUUAAAGCUCACUAUUAUAUAAUAAGAUUCAGUCUGACUUACUCAAUGUUUUAUAGUUAGAGUGUAUACUUUUGGGAAAUCAGUAGUCUAGUGCUGUAACAAGUGCAAACUGUAGACAAGUAGAUAAUUAGUGAAUGUAAGCUAAAAAAUCACAAACAAUUCAAAGAUAAAAAGACCAGCUGUCCUAGAAAUGUCUGGUUGAGACAGAUUAUACUGUGUUGAUGAAUGUUCUAUACCAUCAGGAAAAGACACUUAUGUUAGACUUAUAUUACAGGUCAUUAUAAGAUUCAGUCUGAUUUGAUGUUUACGAUAUGUAUACUUUUGGGAAUUCAGUAUUCUAGUGCUGUAACAAGCCAACUGCACAUUAGUAGAUUGAAUUGUAGAUCUAUAUAAGUGAAUGUAAACUAAAAAAAUAAUUUAUACUGGAAUUUUUCACUUAUUCUCAGAAAUAGUGAAUUCUAGUCCAGCAUCACAUAGAUACUAUGUAUGUACGGUGGCCAUGGGUGUGUUGAUUACAUUAAAAAUAUACAGAGAAAAACAAUCUUCAAAAAUUUGAUCUGAGCUAUAAGGGAGUUCAGAAUCAUAUAUUAUUGAUCAUAUAUAUAUCUACAAGAUUAGCUAUGUAUAUAUUUCUUGCUUUAGGGAAAAUGUGCACAUUGGAUGUUGUCAAAAAUAUGAAGAAAAAAAAUCAUAUUAACCUAUAUAGCUAUUUAUAUACAAAAUCAUAUUGCUAAAUUUCAUUUAUUAUUAUCAUAGUAAAGAUGGCUGUGAACACUAUUUAUUUUUAUUUGCACAUUGUUGAUUACCAGGUAUUAAUUAUAGAUCAUUUACCAAUUCAUGCAUACUGGAAGCUGUUUAGAAGAUUUAAAUAAUCUGAAUGAUUAAGUUUGUAUUUAUUUACAAAAUCUCAAGGAAUUUUGACAGUUUUACACAUUUAAACCACCACAUAGCAUUCACUGCAGCAUGAGUUUAAAAAAACAGAUUUAUCACAUUUUAAAGAUCACUGAUGAACAUGGUAAAAAUCUGUCAGUCUUCUAGAGAUUGUUGUUUAAUUCCAAAAAAUACAUUGAUUCAUGAACAUAUCUGAGAUUAUUACUGUGGGAGUUGUUAUUAUUGUUGAUAUACUGAGUAUAGAAAUACUAGAGUUUAUGUAACAUUUGACAAUCAGAUAUAAAAAAUGUGAUUUUUUAAAAAAUUUUAUUUGUAGUGUUAGGCACAAAAGUAUGUGAAUUUUCUCUCUAUCCAGUCUUAGUGUUAGACACACAAGUAAGUGAAUUUUCUCUAUAUCCACUCUAAGUGUUAGACACACAAUUAUGUGAAUUUUCUCUAUAUCCACUCUAAGUGUUAGACACACAAUUAUGUGAAUUUUCUCUAUAUCCACUCUAAGUGUUAGACACACAAUUAUGUGAAUUUUCUCUCUAUCCAGUCUUAGUGUUAGACACACAAGUAAGUGAAUUUUCUCUAUAUCCACUUUUAACGUUAGACACAUAAAUAUGUGAAUUUCUCCCUCCUCUAUCCACUCUAGUGUUAGACAGAUAAAUAUGUGAAUUUUCUCUCUAUUCACUCUUAGUGUUAGACACACAAGUUUGUGAAUUUUCUCUCUACCCACUCUAAGUGUUAGACACACAUGUUUGUGAAUUUUUUCUCUAAGUGUUAGACACACAAUUAUGUGAAUUUUCUCCCUCCUCUGUCCACUCUGAGUGUUAGACUCACAAGUAUGUGAAUUUUCUCUCUAUCCACAUAUUGUUAUUUGUAGUGGGCUCAUUUGAGGAUAAAUACGGUACAUGUUCUAAAAUUUUAACACUAGGAAAGGGGGCAUAUCUGAGGAUAAAUAUUGUAUUUAACAUAAAUGUUAAGGGAGAAAUGGGAUUUAUUUCCACAAUUGUAACAAGAAUCUCAUUUGAUAACUAAUAUGAUAUAAAGGUGUUAGAUAUGUACAUUAUAAAAGAUGGAGAUGUACAUUAUAAAAGAUGGAGAUGUACAUUAUAAAAGAUGUACAUUAUAAAAGAGGGAGAUGUACAUUAUAAAAGAUGUACAUUAUAAAAGAUGGAGAUGUACAUUAUAAAAGAUGUACAUUAUAAAAGAUGUACAUUAUACAAAGCUGUACAUUUGUAAGUGAAGUGGGACCAUCCAAUAGUAUGUUUACUUAAUUAUUGUUUAUAAAAUUUCAAUAAUUUCAACUUAAGAAUGAUAUUCAAUGAAUAACUAGUUUUCUGAUAAUUUAAAAAUUUAGAAGAAAGUUCUAUUCCGAUUGGUGACCUAUUAAAAAGUAUUAUGGGUUAAAUGUGUUUGAAUAUGUAAUUUAUAAACUUGUUGUAAAUGUUUGUUUAAAAUCUGUUAUUCAAUAAGGUUUUCAGCUCCCCGGAGAUAAAGUCCAGUGGAGUUAUAGGCUUAUAGCUAUAUACCCUAGUUGGUGUCUGCCAUGGACAGCGAGGUUAAAGUUUUAUAAAACAGUGUUGUGUCAGCCACGGACAGCGAGGUUAAAGUUUUAUAAAACAGUGUUGUGUCAGCCAUGGACAGCAAGGUUAAAGUUUUAUAAAACAGUGUCGUGUCAAUACUAAUGAGGAUACCGCUUAAGUAUUUGACGUGUUUUUCCCUUUUGACAAGACCUUUGAUUUUCCAUUGGUACAAUUGCGGAUAUGCUGACCUUGACCAUGACCUUUGACCUACUUCAAAAAAAUUUUAAGCUGGCCACAGUAUGUUUACUAUGUACAAGAUAGGGGUUUCAUAUUUGAUAGGUGUGUUCCUUGUGACAAGACCUUUCAAUUGGUACUACAUUUUCAACCUGCUGACCUUGACUGUGGCCUUUGACCUACUUUUAAAAAACUAAUUCAGGAUUUCAACCCACUCGGCAAGUUAUGUCGUCUUCUGACAACUCUUAUUUAAGAAAUAUUAUCAGAAUCACAUUUCAGAAAAAUGAGUUUACUUUUUAAUAGUAUUGAGUUGACUAAUUUUCUGUGCAUGUCUGCAUCCAUAGAGCAAUAAUAGAUAAUACAAAAUUAUUUUCUUAAUAAAAGUUUGAUAAUAUUAAUUCAUGUGGUGUAGUUUGGCCAGUUGAUAUCUCCAUUCCCUUCAGAACUUUCUUUGUUACGCUUCAAAUGGUAUAGAGAUCUUUGCUUUUAGAAAACUUCUGCAGAAAUAUGAAAUGUUUAAUUUCAUCAUACAUUCAUUUUUGUUGUAAGUGGAUAAUUCCAGCGGCCUCUUUUUCUGACUUAAGUUGUGAGCUUUGACUGGGUCAGGAAAAGGAAAGUAAAAUGUGAUGCAGAAAUUGCAUUCCUCUGUCAAAUGGUGAUAUAGUUUGAUGUGAUCUAACUGUUCCAUGUAUAUACAAGUAUAUUGUUGAUAUUGCUACGAAGGAGAUGUAUAUAUAUAUAUAAUAUAUAUAUGUGUGUGUGUAUCACUAUUGUCAAACUUUGACCUUUGUUAUCUUCAUACUCUCUGUAAUCAAAUAUGAUUUGAUUUUGAUGUCUAAAUGUGGGUUUCGACUUUUGAUAUUGUUAGGUAUUUUUUUGUUUUGUUCUGGAACGUACUGAAUGUUACAACUGUGGACAAGGUUGUGGACGAGGACCCUGGAAUUCUUUCUGUAAAUAUUCACCUUAGGUUUUUUAAUCUUUUGAAAAGUGGCCUUUUUGUCUCAAUUUUGGGAGAAAAUUGGUAAAUUAAGAAUUGCAGCUAAUUUUCAGGAGUAAACAGAAAAGAAAAAAAGAAUUAACUUUAAACCACUUUAGUUUAGAAUGGACUAAUUAUCAGCCCCAAUUAAAAUGCUCCCAUGAAAAGCUCCCCAUCACUGUAACCUGCAGUAUACAACGUUGUAGUGCUAAUUUUUACGCCGUAACUAUUAGUUAUUAUAUGUUUUGUAUAAGGUAAUAAUCAUUGUAAUAUACCAACACAUGUGUAAUGACAAUGUUGUAUAGGUUCUUAUUGUUUCAUAUACAUGAAUUAUAAUUUCAUGUCAUCACACGCAUUGUGACCUCACCAAAAACAAUGAAUAAAAAUGUCACCGUUUUAGAUCUAAUAUCAGGUUGAUAAAAUAAGGCUUUCAUGAAAGUUAAGAAUUUAAUAAAGUCAUUUAAUUUGAUAAACAGAAUCUUGCAUUUGUUUUCAUGUCAUUCAAGAAUUAUGAAACACAAAUUUUUUUUCAAUAAAUUUUACCACAGGAACUCUGCAUAUAUAAAUCGUAUUUGAAAUAAAGGUUCACUUGAGAUUCUAGAUGUAUAAGAAUGAAAUGCUUGAAUGUGAUAUUUUGUCAAAAUAGAUGUAAUAAUAUAUAAUAGAUAUUACACUGUACAUGUUAGAAGUUGUCAUACUGGUUACAGAAGUAACCAAAUAAAAGGUCAAAGUGCAGGACCCAUGUGACUUACUGCAUGACCUGUGUUGCCAUGGCAAUGUAAACAUACAUGACUUAGCUGUGUUGCCAUGGUGAUAAACAGAUCCUAAACGUCGGGUCCUGACACAUUUCUUCAUUUUAUAUUUUGUUUUACCCCGAUUGUAAUUUGUAUCAGAGUUAAGGCAUAUCUGUCAGAGAACUUUAUGAAAUUGAUCAUUUUGUAAUAUUUUGUUUGCUUCUUGCAAGCUAAUUUUUUUUCGCCCAGAAAGUUUUGUUCCCUGACAAACUUACGUUAUCGACAAUUUUUUUGUUCCCGGACAAAAUAUAGUGUGUAAUGUUCAACAUCAUUCAUUGACAAACUAAUGUUCAUGGACAAACUAAUGUUCAUAUAAAAUUGGCUGUACGUUCAAAGAUAUUCACCAACAUAUGUUCAUGUGAUUUAGUCAGCUUCCUAUGUAGUGUUCACAUAUCAAAAACCUCAAGUGUGGGUACACACUCUAUUAGCCUGAGUUUCCUCUGACCCUCACACCCAGUCUGGCGUUAGUUAGAACUAGAGGAAACUCAGGCUAACAACUAGUCUUAAUUGUCUGCCCAGUCAUGGUACAUGUAGAUUGGUUGUAAGUGAAUUGUUUUGAUUUUGAUAAAAUUGCGUCAAUUGAAACAAAGAUGAUUUUGAAAAAAUCGUAUUAAUAAAACAGUAUGCCCUGUCUGUAUAGGCCUUGUAAGGGUAAAGUACUCGGGUCCCUGAUUCAUCGAGGUUCAUGAAAUUAAGAAAAUUUCUUCACUUCAAAUUUUCUAUUGGAGAGCUUUGUAGGAGUUAAGAAAAACAAUUUUACUUUAGAAAGACCUUCCUAUGGGAAAUGUUAAUUUUCUUAGUUUAGAAAUGCUUUCCUAUGGGAAAUGUUAAUUUUCUUAGUAAGGAAUGCUUUCCUAUGGGAAAUGUUAAUUUUCUUAGUUUAGAAAUGCUUUCCUAUGGGAAAUUUUAAGUUAAGGAACUUCCUUCAGUAAAGAAUGUUGCUGAACCUUGAAUUAAAGAUAGUUAAAACUUGGUAUGACUGUAUGACUGUACCUGAUGGAGUUUAUUCUACAGACUAUAAAUUUCAUCCUCUAACCAUCUGUCUUAUUAAGGACACAUCUUCAUGUUGGAAUUCCCAUCAGGUUUACUUUGGAGAAUUCUCGAGUAUUGUCUGGAUGAUAAAAACUUUUGAAUACUGAACUUUUGUUUUACAUGUAACAUUAAUUGAAUUUUAAAGCUAAAAUUACAUGUACAUUUUUUUUUUGUAUAUCAAUUCAAAAGAUCAUCUGAUUUAGAAUAUAAAAUCAUUAGAUGUUAUUAACCAUCAUUUUGAAAAAUAUUUGGGAUGUAACUAACAGCUUGGCCACAUUUAUACUUCUUGUUGUAGUGAUGAAGAAAACAGCUAUGAUAUUAGAUAAUAGAAAUGGUAAUAGAUAUUCUAUGAUUUUAAAAAAGAUUGAUUCACCCUAGAAAUCCAUACAAGUCGUCGGGAACAUAACAAAAAGAAAAAUAGAUAUGUGAUUGUGACACCUCAUUGUUUUAAAAAUAUAUAUUGAUAUCAAUUUUUAGUAUAUAACGAUAUUACCACUAGCUAUAGAGGGAAAUACAUAUGAUUUAUUGAUAACGGUCUAAUGUAUGGUGUCAUCAGAUGCAUGGAAAGAAAGGCUGUAUCAUACAGUCGAUAUAUAAAUUAUUGAUACAUUUUUUUUUUUUUUUUGUUGUAAAUUUCUAUUUUUAACAAAAUGCUUACGUAUAUGCAUUAUAAUCUGUUGAAUUCCAGUCACAAAAAUAAAGAAACUGCCAAUUGGCAGGUAUAUCUCGUUGACACAUGCGUUAUUCAUUUAUUGUCAGAGGUAUGAAUAAUACAUAUCGCUGCUGGUGAUUAUGGAACAGAUAAGCUUAAUAAUUGUUUAAAAAUAAUUUGAAAUUUAUUUAUGAUAAUAAUUUUAUUACAUCAUGAUAUGUUUGUCUAUGCAAUUAAUGAUGAUUUUUAUGCUUUGACAAACCUGUCUUCUGCUCUUUCCUACCAUAACAGUUGUGAGUAUUGUUAUUUAUUGUGGAGUUGUGGCCCCUUGUUUUCUCUCACAAGAGGGAUAAGUGUUGGACUGGAUUAUCUGUUUUUGUACCAUUUUCUCUGUUAGGCUGCAUUGUUUUUUCGAAUCAAAGCCAAAUGGAAAGUAGACUAGCGCAGAUGAUUAUAAUGAAGUCUACAUAAAUGUAUUAGUAACGCCCUCUAGUGGUUAGUUUAUGUAAAGAAGGGAGAUAACUCUAGUAAACCGGCGUAGUGUAAUUGAAAUAGGAUAUUGUAAUGUGGGAUUCCAUUGUUGUUAUUAUCAUACACAGCUGUUACUAAUGACAGCUGAUCAGUGCAAUUAUUUUAUUUAUGAGUUAGGGUGUGACUGUUCACAUCAGUCGUGGAACAUGUGGUUACAUGUAAUAAACAGGAAUUACAAAACGUA
This is a messenger RNA of Pecten maximus, 12325 nucleotides long. Its product is annotated as coiled-coil domain-containing protein 186-like. The transcript is spliced from 19 exons. Gene Ontology annotation, biological process: vesicle cytoskeletal trafficking. Gene Ontology annotation, cellular component: trans-Golgi network. NCBI's taxonomy places the organism in Eukaryota, Metazoa, Mollusca, Bivalvia, Pectinida, Pectinidae. Gene Ontology annotation, molecular function: small GTPase binding. Bases 167 to 4207 code for a protein of 1346 amino acids. The record is from RefSeq and is a predicted model, not a curated record.